Molecule: messenger RNA, 6130 nt
Organism: Myxocyprinus asiaticus (Chinese sucker)
Lineage: Eukaryota; Metazoa; Chordata; Actinopteri; Cypriniformes; Catostomidae
Product: la-related protein 4-like
Exons: 18
Coding region: 376-2706 (776 amino acids)
Biological process (GO): positive regulation of translation
Cellular component (GO): cytoplasmic stress granule; cytosol
Molecular function (GO): mRNA 3'-UTR binding
Source: RefSeq, a predicted model, not a curated record
CGGCGCGUGUUGCACACUGUUGCCAGGGAAGAGCGCGAUGAAAGGGGGUGGUCGCAUUGUCUGUCGGGACUGUAGCGGUGUGUGAAUAGCUGCCGUAAAUCAGAAACGCUUGCUGAUCCUCUGGAUUGCGUUCUUUAUAUUAAAGCUUAUUAGGGUAUCCUGAGAUAGAUUCGCAAGCUUUAGUGAUAGCACAGCUCCCUUGUUCCCAUUCGUUUCGUUCCGAAAAGGUAAGAAAACCAACCCUAACUAGCUAGAGCAAGUGCUUGUUGCAUUCAGCCGGCGAGUGGCGGCGGAUUUGGUGAGGAGGUGCGCGGCGGCGCUUGAUCGCAGAUUGGGGUCAAGAGUGGCCGGCCGGUAUAGAGCCAAAGGCGGCCGAUGACUUCGGAGAGUAGCAGUCAACCGCAACAGAAGGAGGAGGUCGAGACGGGAUCAGUCGCCCGAAAUCAAGAGGAGAAAACCGGCGAAGACCAAGGCGGCAUGGUGACUACUAAGGGGGCCGGUCUAAAUCCCAAUGCUAAAGUGUGGCAGGAAGUGUCUGCACCUACCACCCAGGCGCCAGAGGCGGCCACAGAGACUUGCCAUUGGCCACAAGAAGAUGCUGGCUCCACUGAAGAGUCAGAGGGCUUCAAGGAGUACAGUGUUGGCUAUGGAGACUCUGAAUCAGCCCCUCCUUUAGAAAGCAGUAUGUUGAAUGGUAUGGAGUCUGCAGAACUGGCUUACCCGCUCUAUGAAGCAGGCGAGGUGGUUGAGGAGAAGCUGCCUUUGUCCGAGGAGAGUCUGAAGGAGUCGUUGAGGAAAGAGCUGGAGUUUUGCUUCUCGAGGGAGAAUCUCUCAAAGGAUCUCUAUCUGAUGUCUCAGAUGGACAGUGAUCAGUUUGUCCCUAUUUGGACCAUUGCAAACAUGGAGGGUGUCAAACUACUGACUACUGAUAUGGGUCUGAUACUUGAGGUGCUACGAGCCUCUCCCAUGGUGCAGGUUGAUGAGAUGGGGGAGAAGGUACGGCCAAAUCACAAACGAUGCAUCAUCAUCCUUAGAGAGGUCCCUGAUACCACACCUGUGGAGGAGGUGGAAGCGCUGUUUAAAAGUGAGAAGUGUCCGCAGGUCAUCAGCGUGGAGUUUGCACACAAUAACAACUGGUACAUCACAUUCCAGUCUGAUACUGAUGCACAGCAGGCGUACAGAUAUUUACGUGAAGAAGUCAAAACCUUUCAGGGCAAACCAAUUAUGGCACGCAUCAAGGCCAUUAACACGUUCUUUGCUAAGAACGGUUAUGGGGCAGUUGAUUCUGGGGUGUACUCUGCUGCUCCAUCACAGUACUCCUCUCCAAUCUACCUGCAACAGGUGUACCACCCCCCACAGCAGUACCCCCUCUACAGCCUCCUGCCGCAGACAUGGACCCCCUCACCAACCCCUUACUUUGAAACACCUCUGGCUCCAUUUCCCAACAGCACAUUUGUUAAUGGGUUUGGCACAGCAGGAAACUACAAAACUGGCUCCUCUCCAAUCGGCCUUACACGCAACUACCCCCGCAACCGACUUCCAUUAUAUUCCAGAAAGAAUGUAAUCAAUGCCUUCAGGAACCAUGUGAAGCCACAGCCUCGUGCUGAUGUUGGUCAGCUGACGGAGACUUUGUCUGGUACCAGCAGUCCUCAGUCCUCAUGCACCCCCACUUCCGACACCAGCGUUUCCACCCUCACCCCGCUCUCUGAACCACCAACAUCCCCCAGAGAGAACCACCACUCAGAUCUCGGCAUCAUCAACCGUGUCAGGAGAGGAAGCUACCGUGGCAUGAGGAGAAGAGAAGAUGAAAGAAUGAGACAUCAUUCUGAAAUGGAGGUGAAAAAUCCACCCCCUAAGUUUGACCUUGCUACCACUAACUUCCCACCAUUGCCGGGAGGUGUGCCGAGCCAUCUGCCAGCUGUGGCCAUGCCAACAGAGUCAUUAUUGGAGAAUCGAAUGGCAGAUGUUGUUAAAGGCAUCAAUAGGGACAAGUUCGAUAUGAAUAAACAAGAUGUUAUUCAAGAUACAGGAACGUGUCAAGUGGAAGCGGAAUCAACUGCACCCUCCAUUCCAGCGCCAAAGCUCCCCUCCACUCAACAGGACACACCUGCCACUAGUGUGUCACAUCAAGUGAAGAGCCCAGCGGAGGUUCAAAUCUCUGACAUAACUCCCGACUCUGCAUCAGUGGCCGCAAACCCUGCCCAGCCUGUUCCCGCCCCCAAACCUUCAAGCAACCAGUCAACGUCAAGCACUGUAUCUUCUCCACCUGUCCCUUCAAGCACAAUUGUGCAGGAGCCUCGGAAGCUGAGCUAUGCAGAGGUGUGUCAGAGACCACCCAAAGACCCUCCCCCCACGCUGGCAGCCCCGCCCAGCCCCACCCCCUAUCCUACCACAAACCAACCACUACGCGAGCUUCGUGCCAAUAAAGCGGAAGGCCCAGCCUCGUCCCGCUGCAGCUCCCACGAGAAAGCAGAGAAAGGAAGUGAGAGUCGGACCUCCAGAGAGCAGACUGGCUACCAGCGUGGUUACGGCCCCAGAGGGUCAGGUUUUAAGCUCAGAGAGCAGCAGAGACGGCCCCCUCAGGGUCUACGCACCUCUCCACAGUCAGGGUAUAGCAGAUGCAGUGGAAAAGAACAAAACAUCCCACCCAGAUCGCCAAAAACCCUCUACUUAAAGACUUUUGACAUUUGGGAACUUGAUCCAUAAAAAUACAGGAGAAAACUAGGAAUUUAAGGAAGAAACAAACCUUUUAAACUUUAAAGGAGGACAAACGGGCCAUACUUCCUGUGGUGUCUGUGAUUUACAACGGUUGAUUAACUUGUGAAUGGAUUUUGAUUUUACUUGGAGUGUUUAAGGUCCUGGAACUAGUGUAUAAUGCUGUAAAUUUUUAUUAUCUAUAAAAACUAGAUAAUUUUUUUUGGUUAAAGUGCUGUUGGUGAGAAAUUUAGCCAGCACAUGUUCUCCAUAUGCAACAAAGACCACAUGACACUGCUUCUCACCGGUCCAUACAUCUCACUUGUUUGUACUAAUGUGUUUGUUACUUUCUGUUAGCACCUGUCCUAAAUGGGGCUGGGACAAAAAAAAAAAAUAUUUAAAGAUGCAUCACAAUGCUUUCUCAAAUGAUUGUCAAUUCACAAUUUAUGAUUGAAAUAUAUUUAGCUUUUUCGAAAGCUUACAGAGGAUGGCAAAAUUCUAAAAUAUUGUGCACCAAAUUUAAAUGUAUUCUAUAUUCUAAAUGUUGCACGUUUCUGCCCAGAGCUGGAAGAACAAUGGUCUGUUGUUCUGGCUGUCAAUUUGACUUAAUGUCUUAUGGUCUGGUCCAAAUUGCAGAUUAUUCUGGCAAGAGAACUGCCCACUUAGACAGGAAGAGUCCGUCUGACCGACAUAUAAAGUGUCCAACCACAGUUUUUUAUUUUUUAUUUUGCAUGCUUUUUAGAAGUGGCAUAAUAUGAAAAAGAUCAUACAACAAUAAUAGACAUGGGAAAAAAAUUAAAUUGUGUAGCAAUUUCUUUGGAUGUAUUGAAGACACUGAAAAGAUUGAAAUUGUGUGUAGUCUGUGAUCAGCGCUUCUACCCGACUAAAAAAAUAGCAAGGACAGGUCAUUGUAUCAAUCCGGUACCUUUUGUAAAUUAUUUUUUACUUUUUUAAAUAAGUUCGGCUGGAAACAGUGUGCCUAGAAGUUGCGUUGAGGCAGUCAAUCAAAUUUAAGUUACCAGAUUGAAGAAGUACUUGCGUUUUGUGUGCAGUAUGAAUCAGAUGGUCAGCGAACGGACUGUGGGUGUGCCUUCAUUGGUUGAGACUGAUUCCAAACAAAUAUCCUCAAGCAAGUAUCAUAGCUUCCACAUAAUUCAAAGAGGGCACGGAAAAUUGCUAGGUCAAUUGCCUGCUUUAUUGGAAAAGAUUUUGCUUUUGUUCAAUCAUUGAGUUGCAUUGAAUCAUUUCAUAGUCACAAUGUGAUCACAAAUCGAAAUCAAAUUGACUCGUGCCUAAAGGUUCCCACCCCUAGUCCAAAACUGCAAAGUGAAACUGGUUGUGUGUAUGCAUGCAAUGUUCAAAGAGGGAAAAUGGAAUGGCAAAUGUGUAGAUUUAACAGAUCACAGAAUGUGACUUAAAACUGAUGUAAUUUCUGCGCCACCAAAUGAAAUUGCAAAAAUAAACUGUUUUCAAAACAGCUUUCUGAAUGCGCCCCCGUCUGCUGUUGGUCAAACAAAGAGAUAGUCCUGCCCCUAACUCAUGCCAUUGGUCGAGUUGCUUAAAACAAACAGAGGAUUUUCAUAGCGCCACAGAGACCAAGCGCUUAGUUUUCGAGAAAAUUAACUUAUGAAUGGCUUGUAGUUGUUUCUGCAUAUUAAGGUUGGAUGGUAGAAAGUAUUUUAGCAAAAAGUUACAUAAGCUUUAAUAAGAAUUUCAUGAAGAAUGGAAUAGUACUGGACCUCCUUAGAAAGAAAAGAAGAAAUGAAGGACAAACCUAGGGAUGUAUGUUUAAGAGGAUUUUGAGUUGGCUUGCCGUGUUGUAUAACGUGUCGUAAAGUGUCAUUCGUGAUGUCCAGUGUUUUUGAAGGCUGUGUCUGUCAAUAACCAAGGGAAGAUCAAGCUGCUUUUAAGGCUGAAAGAAUUAAUUCAUUUGUUUAGAUGAACAAGUCUUGAAGUCACUGUCUUCCUUGCCCUCUGAUAGUCUUGUUAGUGUUUUAUAGCAGUCAGGUGUUUGUACAGUUGGCUUUUGACUGUAAUGUCAGUUUUUCCUUCUGCUGUAGAUGCUGGUUACAAUAAUCAGGUUGGAUUUUACUUCGUCAGAGUUGGUAUGCUGCUUCAAAAGUGCUGUUCACGUCCAGUCUCUAAUAUUCCGUCAGUCCACAUGGUCUUUUGUUUUCUUUGUUUAAUCUGUAUGUGAUGCUUACAUUUAUGCCUGUAUAUUUCAGGUGUGAUUACCUGUAUGCAGAGUGAUGUACUGUAAUAUACCUGCUACAGUGUUCAUAAAUUACCUGUGUCAUCUGAUGUCAUGUUGAUUUUUGGUAAAGGAGAGGGAACUCAGGACCUCAAAGGAAAUUGAUGAUGUGUAUGACUGCUAAUUAUGUCCAAGGCUUACUGCAAGAGUUUUUUUUUUUUUUUUUUUCCUUGAUCAUAGCCUUUUGAAUUCAGUAAUCAUAUAAAACAGUUUAGGGGUCUUAAGUUUCAGUUAUUGAAAUGUAUUUUUGAAUGUGUUUAAAUGUUUCAUUUGUGACACUUUAAUGCAUGAUUCUCUCCUCAAUUAAUUUCUCCUCCCCCAUUAUUAACGCAUCUGUCAUUCACAUGUAUGUUGUGUACCGAUCCAGACCAAAGUCAGAUCAGCAGAGACAAUCUCAGGAAGUGCUGUUUAAAUAGCAACUCCUCUCAUAUCAUUCUGCCAUGGGCAGGGCCACUGUUUAACGAGCGAGUGAUUAUAAUCAUGAUCAUGUUGUAGUGUGCAUAUGCAUGCGUGUGUUUUAGUUUUAUGAAACAUCCUUUGUCUAGGGCCUUCUAAAGGUAACAAUGUGACCUAAUAAUAAUUUUCUCAAAAUUCCCUAAUUUUAUUUGGCAACUUUAAACCGAAGAACAGUUCGGGAGAGAAAGUUCAUGCAGGCAUUGUUUAAUUUAUUUUGUUUUAAAUACUGUUUAUUUUUUUUAAUUUUUUUUUUUUUUUUCCUCCAAGUUAAAUUAGUGUGGCUUUCUUGUCCUAACAUAUGUGAUAAUAGUUUUGAGAUCUGUUAUUUCAGAUUAUUUUCUAUAUUUGGCAAUAUUCUCUUUUGGCGCAAAUUGUGUAGAGACUGUGCCACUAAAAUGAGAAAAAUCAGUGGACCUGGUUGUAUUUUUUUAUUCGUUUAUCUGAAUUAAUUGAUUUGAUUCAUAACUGGCUGUUUAAAUGAAAUGUAUUAAGUUGUUGCUAAUCUUAUAUCCCCUGUAAGAUUUUUAGACAUGAAAGUGAGAGUAGCAAAUGUUUAGUCAAAACAAUUUUUUUUCUUUUUUUUUUUUUCUUUCCUUUCCUCUUAUAGGUUCUGUCCUGGGAGAGAAUAGGCAUAGCAACUGCUGAGAGAAGUGAAGUGUUUUUGGACAGCAUUGUAGAUGUUGAAAAAAUGGGAAAUGAAAGAAAAAAUAAAAUCUGAAAUUAUUUUAA